CGUCGUUAGAAAUCGCGAGAUAUCUUUCUUUUGGUUUUCUCUUUUCUGGGUUGCGAAAAUCAAAGCUCUUUUUUUCAAGCUCGAAAGUCGUAAUCCAACUGAAUUCCGACCAUUCCAACCCACACCGAAAUAAUAACCCAUUUCGAUUUCCCUGCCACUCCCCUCCUUAUAAUGUUCACGCCUCUGCACCACCACCCAUAACAAACGUCCAAACACCAUCACCAUCGUUCAUACCCUCUCUCUCUCUCUCUCUCUCUCUCUCUCCUGCUAGCUAGUUCUCUCUUUCGGGUUGUAAAGGAUGAACGAUAUUUCUGGGUCGAAUGAAAGAAGUGGCAAUGGCGACCUAACGAGUGAAGGCCGGAGGAAAAGCUGUUGGUAUGAAGAAGAGAUUGAGCAGGAUUUGAGAUGGUGCUAUGCUCUCAAUAGUAUUUUGCAUACAGGAGCUAGUCAGUACCAGGACAUUGCGCUGUUGGACACAAGGCCCUUUGGAAAGGCUCUAGUCAUUGAUGGGAAGCUUCAAAGUGCAGAGAUGGAUGAAUUCAUCUACCAUGAAUCGCUUGUUCAUCCAGCACUUCUUCACCACCCCAAUCCAAAGACCAUAUUUAUUAUGGGAGGAGGUGAAGGUUCCACUGCAAGAGAGAUCCUGAGGCACAAAAAUGUUGACAAGGUGGUCAUGUGCGAUAUCGACGAGCAAGUAGUGGAUUUCUGCAAGUCAUACCUGGUUGCAAACAGAGAAGCUUUCUGUGAUACCAGGCUUCAUAUCACAAUCAAUGACGCCAGGGCUGAGCUAGAAAGGAGAGAAGAAUGUUUUGAUGUGAUAAUCGGUGAUUUGGCGGACCCCAUAGAAGGGGGUCCAUGUUACCAACUCUACACCAAAUCAUUUUAUGAAUCCACCGUUAAACCCAGACUCAAUGAGGGUGGAAUUUUUGUUACACAGGCUGGGCCAGCAGGAGUGUUCAGUCAUACAGAGGUUUUCUCUUGCAUUUACAACACUCUGAGACAGGUUUUCAAAUAUGUUGUGCCUUACUCAGCUCAUAUUCCAUCCUACGCUGACACUUGGGGAUGGGUGAUGGCAUCAGAUUCCCCGUUCAAAGCAGAUACCGAAGAGUUGGAUGCCAGAAUCAAGCAAAGGAUCAAGGGGGAGAACAGAUAUCUCGACGGGAAGACUUUCGCGUCUGCUUCAAUCUUGAGCAAAGCUGUUAGGAAAUCACUAGACAAGGAGACUCAAGUGUACACAGAAGGAACAGCGAGGUUCAUCUACGGCCAUGGUACUGCCCACAAACUCAAUCAUGCUCAUGCUUAGAAGAGGAAUGGAAGGGAGCCCCUUAAAAAGCACACGGACAAAGCUGAAUCUCUCUCUGUUUACCUCUGUUGUUAAUUUGCUAUGCUUAAAAUUGAAAGAAAGAUACAAUGGUACUGCUUUAUAAGCUUUAUAUGUAAUUAAUCCUUGUUGCCAUAUGGAUCACUGUUUUAGUUUCAUUUAAAAGAAUGAGUGACAUUACAGAUUGAGAGAAAUCCCUCGUCAAAUUUGUGACAUCCUAGAGUAUACCCAACAAAAAAAAAAAGAAAAUUACAUCUUAGGCCGUUCA
This is a messenger RNA of Nelumbo nucifera (sacred lotus), 1589 nucleotides long. RefSeq names its product thermospermine synthase ACL5-like. The record is from RefSeq and is a predicted model, not a curated record. Lineage: Eukaryota; Viridiplantae; Streptophyta; Magnoliopsida; Proteales; Nelumbonaceae. Gene Ontology annotation, molecular function: thermospermine synthase activity. Gene Ontology annotation, biological process: polyamine biosynthetic process.